AAAAAAUAAACAUGGCGUCGAAUGGCGUCGAUUGGCAUCCUGUCGAAAAAUUCCGGGGAAAUAAUGCUGAACAUGAAUGAUUUUUGCUCUUGACAAGCUCGUAACUACGCCAACGCUUAAAAACCAAGCUUGCUACAUAUGUCUUCAAAACUUUUAGAGAAAUUAUCUCCUCCAACGGAUGCUGAGGAGCUGGAUAAAGAGCUUGGUUCGUGUGAUGACUUGGACAGUCUACCUUCAACUAUGAUGUUUAAUGGCAGAUUAGUUAUGAUAAAGGAGGAUGGAUACUCACCUUCACAGCCGAAUAAAGGAGAAGUUGUUUUUGAGGAAGAGGAUGAGAGCAGUGAUGUAGAUGAACURGAUUUCCCUGUCGAUAGUAUUUCAAGAGGCUUUAGUAUAAGCAAACUUAGUCAAGAUCUCAGACCAAAAGUCAGGUUUGAAAUUGUCUCAACGAGGGUUUGUGAGGAAGGCCGCAACAAAUAUGUUCUCUACUCUAUCAUGGUAGUGAAAACAGACGGCCUGGACAGCGAUAAAGCAGUAGUCGAAAGACGUUAUUCUGAAUUCACAAAUCUCUGCAAAGAACUCAAGAAAGUGUGCCCAGAGUUGAUUUCCAAAGUACGACUUCCUAAAAAAGUUUACGGGUCAAAGAACUUUGAUGGUGAAGUCAUUCAGUCGAGAUGCCGCGCAUUUGAGAAGUUUUUAUCUUACAUCUAUACAAAUGAUAGCGUGCGUAAUGCUACUGCUUUCAAAGAAUUUUUUUAUCUUCCUGAUUUGAGACAAGCAUGCUCCGAUAUUCGUGGAGGAAAAUGGACCGACAGUUUAAGACUUCUUACGAACUCUUUACACCUUCAGCAAAAGCUUGGAGACGGGAUACCAGAAAUAGUAGCUACGUUAGGGAGUAUGGUAGUGGCUUAUGACAAAAUUGCCCGCUUUAAGGAAGCUGAGCAGUAUGCCGAAGCUGCCCUAGAGUUGAUUGGCAGCAAUGUCUCCAGUUCAUAUUUGAUUCCACUUUUAAAUACGAGGAUUGAGUUGUGCUGGAGGUUGGGAAAAGAAAAAAAAGAUGCCGAGAAAAGACUCGCAACUGUUCAGAAAAUUAGUGGGAUUGAAGUGGAACAUGCCUUCACUUUAAGAGAAUUAGCUGUUCAUAGAUAUAGUGACGUUUUCGAUUAGAAAUAUGUAUAUAUAUUUAGAAUUAUAAUUUUGUACAUUCGAGAAAAUGCCUGACCAAUGAACAGAAGCAUCGAAUAAUGAUCAUUUUUUUAAACCAUUUUUUCUUUUUCCUUUCCUCUCCUUGCCUUCCUUUCCUUUCCUUGUUUCUUUUCUGUCGUUUCUAUGUUUUUAUUAUCAUUUUAUUAUUACUGUCUUUCUUUCUUUUUAGAUUUUACUCAAAAGUGAGUAACAGGGCACAAAUACUAUAUCUGCGAAACAGUACUAUUUUAAAACGGUCCAAAUGGCACAGUAUCUAUUGAUUUCCAUUAUUGUAUGAUUAGUCUCUAACAGUGAAAGUGAAAAUAUUGAAUGAGUGUCUACUACCUUGCAUUAAAAUGGCUUCCCAUUGUCUUUUAGUAAUUCACCCAAUCACAACGCGUAGUUGCGACUACGGUAAGAUACGGUACCGCUACCAAUUUGUCGUAUCGUAUCCCACUCAUACGAAAACUGCUCUAUCUUCGCUCAUUAUUCGAUGCUUUACUGUUCAGGAAAUAGAAAAUCCUUCUGAAAUACCUGUAUAUAGUAGUCAGUAUAUAAUUGACUUAAUAAGGACUCCACUACAUAUUUUGUAAUGUAGAUGUCUUAACAUGUUUUAUAAAGAAGAUUUUGAAAAUAUAUUUGUUAUAUUUUGCCCCAGUUAAAGUAUCUCUUAGCAAAAUAAUAUUUUUCCUAUGAAAUGUGUUUUUGUCACUCGUUAAAGAUGUAUGUGUUAAGUGUAUGCUACAUCGAGUGUAUAAGCGGAAUAAUAAUUCGUUUUCUAAGAAAUAAACUUCUGCUACAUGAUUUAGAAAUAAAA
Actinia tenebrosa (Australian red waratah sea anemone) is the source of this 2002-nucleotide messenger RNA. Its product is annotated as sorting nexin-20. Gene Ontology annotation, biological process: protein transport. The record is from RefSeq and is a predicted model, not a curated record. Gene Ontology annotation, cellular component: early endosome membrane. NCBI's taxonomy places the organism in Eukaryota, Metazoa, Cnidaria, Anthozoa, Actiniaria, Actiniidae. Gene Ontology annotation, molecular function: phosphatidylinositol phosphate binding; protein binding.